UCUAUCUCCUGACCUAGUGAUCCGCCCGCCUUAGCCUCCCAAAGUGCUGGAAUUACAGGCGUAAGCCACCGAGUUCGGCCUACUCUGCUUUUCUGAAGUGGAAUUAUCUUCCCCUGAAACGUUUCUCCUUUAUUUUAAAUGACCAUUAGUAAUUUGUGUACCCAAACCUGUCAUCAAGGCUUAUCUUUAACCUUGAAAAUCCCUUUUUAAAGGUAACUCCUUUAAUUCCCAUUAGUUGAGUCUCUCAUUCCUCCGCACGCAAAUACUUAAAAAUAAGUAAUUUCAAGAAGUCAAACUCACAAAGCUUUAACAAGGUGGCAUCUAGCUUGGAAGUCAAGUGUUCAAGGCCGCAGUCGGGACAUCCAAGAGCUCUUUACAUCCUAAUUACAACACCGAAUCCAGACUCACUGCAUACCCCGUCCCGUAUAUAAUGCAAAACUUGAUUCUGCAAGUUCCUUUCUCAGGCGGUGAAACUUCGAGGUCCUCUCCAAGGAGACCUCUGAUAAAUGUUUAAGAGUGAUCCUUUCUCGUUUGCCUCCAUUGCAACGCCUCCGCUGAUGGUAAAAACUACUCCCUCCGCUACUGCGGGGUGGCAGUGACGUCAACGAAUUAGCUGACCUGUUUUUUCGGGCUUCGCGGACCUAGGUGUCCCGAAGGCCGAGAGUGAGUGGGAGCGGGGAGGCUGCGGCUCCUCCUGUCCCGGGCGGAGCCCUGCGUCGCGGGCCUGGGCAGUCCCCGCCAGCAGCCUUGACGUCUGCGUCCCCAGCGGUGCUGCAGCCACCCAGCCCUGAGGCGAGCGAGUGGGUGUGUGCGUGGGGGGUCGGCCAAACUUCCUGUCCCGCGCUCGAGCUGCUUCCGGCGGGAGCCGGAAGACGUUGUGUGUGGACGGAAUUCGGGACCGACAGACGGCCGGCCGGCUUCCCUGAACUGGAAGGUUAAAUUGAUUAACCACCUAAUACAACAUCUUACAGGAAGAACAUAGUAUUUCCUAGAGGAAUAUGAACAUAACAGGAAGGUAUCAUUGGCUCUGAAUUAAAUUUGAACUUGUCCCCUGAAUAGCUACAGGUUUUGGAAGCUGAAUCAAUGUUAUCAGAUGAGUUAGAAUCCAAACCAGAGCUCCUGGUACAGUUUGUUCAGAAUACAUCCAUCCCAUUGGGACAGGGGCUUGUAGAAUCAGAAGCUAAAGAUAUUACUUGUUUGUCCCUCCUUCCUGUGACUGAAGCCUCAGAAUGCAGUCGGCUAAUGUUACCAGAUGAUACUACAAAUCAUUCUAACUCCUCCAAGGAGGUCCCUUCCUCAGCUGUUUUGAGAAGCCUUCGGGUGAAUGUAGGUCCAGACGGAGAGGAGACGAGAGCUCAGACUGUACAGAAAUCCCCGGAGUUUUUGUCCACUUCAGAGUCUUCUAGCUUGUUGCAAGAUCUACAGCCAAGUGAUAGCACUUCUUUUAUUCUUCUUAACCUAACAAGAGCAGGUCUGGGCUCUUCAGCUGAGCACUUAGUGUUUGUACAGGAUGAGGCAGAAGAUUCAGGGAAUGAUUUCCUCUCCAGUGAGAGCACAGACAGUAGCAUUCCAUGGUUCCUCCGGGUUCAAGAGUUGGCCCAUGACAGUUUGAUUGCUGCUACUCGUGCACAACUGGCAAAGAAUGCAAAAACCAGCAGCAAUGGAGAAAAUGUCCACCUUGGUUCUGGUGAUGGGCAACCAAAAGAUUCUGGGCCCCUUCCUCAGGUGGAAAAGAAGCUCAAGUGUACAGUUGAAGGCUGUGACCGGACAUUUGUAUGGCCAGCUCACUUUAAAUACCACCUCAAGACUCAUCGAAAUGACCGCUCCUUCAUCUGUCCUGCAGAAGGUUGUGGGAAAAGCUUCUAUGUGCUGCAGAGGCUGAAGGUGCACAUGAGGACCCACAAUGGAGAGAAGCCCUUUAUGUGCCAUGAGUCUGGCUGUGGUAAGCAGUUUACUACAGCUGGAAACCUGAAGAACCACCGGCGCAUUCACACAGGAGAGAAACCUUUCCUUUGUGAAGCCCAAGGAUGUGGUCGUUCCUUUGCUGAGUAUUCUAGCCUCCGAAAACAUCUGGUGGUUCACUCAGGAGAGAAGCCUCAUCAGUGCCAAGUCUGUGGGAAGACCUUCUCUCAGAGUGGAAGCAGGAAUGUGCAUAUGAGAAAGCAUCACUUGCAGCUGGGAGCAGCUGGGAGUCAAGAGCAGGAGCAAACUGCUGAGCCACUAAUGGGCAGUAGUUUGCUUGAAGAGGCUUCAGUACCCAGUAAAAACCUGGUGUCUAUGAAUUCCCAGCCCAGCCUUGGUGGAGAGUCCUUGAACCUACCAAAUACCAAUUCUAUCCUGGGAGUUGAUGAUGAGGUGCUUGCUGAAGGAUCCCCACGUUCCCUGUCUUCAGUGCCUGAUGUGACACAUCACCUGGUGACCAUGCAGUCAGGGAGGCAAUCAUAUGAAGUUUCUGUCUUAACUGCAGUAAAUCCACAAGAGUUACUAAACCAAGGAGAUUUAACUGAAAGACGGACAUGAGCGUGGGUGCUGACUCCUGGAAGAGCAGCUCUAUCUGAUCUCAAAAUGCAUAAUACUGGGAACAGGAUGCCAUAGCCCACAACAGAACCAGAAUGAAUCUCUGAAGGACACGACUCUGCUUUUGCCACUCUUCCUCUUUCCUGGUAUAGAAGAUGGAUGUAGCAGAGCUUCUUUUCUAACUACCAUUUGAUCCAGACAAGGAAUGAAGCAGUGACUGUGGGCUGGGAAACUGUACCUACCUCUCUUCCCAAUGCAAAAUUCUGGGAUAGACCAAAAGUGAAUUUGAUUAUGUGUUGGCUGAAGUUCUUCAUUCUGACUGUUGAGGGGAGGUUUUCCUUUGAAGAGUUUUCAUCCCAGACUCAGCUGUCUUUUCACAUGGAUGAAAUAAUUCCUGCUACCAACAACAGACCUUCACCAGGAAGUUGAGUUUUCAAGAUGCCUUGUUGCUUUGAAGAAGGGAGUGAUGUCAAUUCUCUUGUUACAUUCUCCCUUUAGCAACCUGAGUAAGAGACUCUGCCACUGGGCUGCAAAAAAAUAAAUUACUUGAAUCUCCCCUUGGCCCAGGCUGAGGUACUAUCUUGUCCUAUACACUUCUACUUGGUCACUUUGCUUUCUUCGUUAAUGGAACAUACAGUAGCAUGUUGAGGGAUUUCAUGUUUUUGUUUUUUUAAAGUUAAAAAUUACAUGAUGCAGAGAUUCAGGUUUUCCUUUAAAUAAACAAAACAGCCCAGUCA
Messenger RNA from Rhinopithecus roxellana (golden snub-nosed monkey), 3254 nucleotides. RefSeq names its product zinc finger protein 410 (gene ZNF410). Lineage: Eukaryota; Metazoa; Chordata; Mammalia; Primates; Cercopithecidae. The record is from RefSeq and is a predicted model, not a curated record. Gene Ontology annotation, biological process: regulation of transcription by RNA polymerase II. Gene Ontology annotation, cellular component: transcription regulator complex; PcG protein complex. Gene Ontology annotation, molecular function: RNA polymerase II cis-regulatory region sequence-specific DNA binding; DNA-binding transcription factor activity, RNA polymerase II-specific. The coding region runs from base 1084 to 2520 and encodes 478 amino acids. The transcript has 12 exons.